CUCCCAUUGACUUCGAUUGUAUGGACACAAAACUAUUGAAUCAUUUCUCAAAAUGUCAUACAGGUUUUAAACAACAUGAGUAAUUGCACAUGUAUAAUUUCCUCUUUGCUUGAGCAUGCAUAAGGAAGUUGAUGUGAAUGAUAAGGGCAGACAGCUACAUCAAGGCACACUGGACAUAUUGAAAGGGAACAACUGGAUUGCAUAUGGAGUCAUCAUUUCUGAGAAUAUCAGACUCUCUAACCAACUUUACCGCUGCAACGGAUGACAUGAAACUGCAGAACACGACAUGUGACAAGGUCCCAACUCACCCCGGCUUCAUAUUUGCAUACUCACUAGUGUUUCUCAUCAGUCUGUUGCUGAAUUGCGUCACAAUGCGGGUGUAUUUCUGUACCAAUCAACGUGUCCAAUCCAGUGUCACAGUUUACAUGAAGAAUCUAGCCGCUGCUGACUUCUUCCUUUGUCUUUGUUUACCCUUGCGCAUUGCUAACUAUGCCACGCAUUCAGUGAGACUGCGCAAUAUUUAUUGCAGCUUUGGAGCAUCAGCCUUCUAUUUAAACAUGUACGCAAGCAUGGUCUUCAUGGACCUUAUUGCUGCAAACAGGUACCUGAAAAUUACCCGGCCAUUGAAGACUCACGCUCUUCAGAUGGUUCGUACCGCACGCCACAUUUCCAUAUCAACUUGGCUCUCCUUGUUAGCCAUGGCUUCCAUCUACCUAGUCGUAUUUCUCCAGACCUCUUGGAGUAACGAUAAACAUACAGAGGGAUUCGGCUGUGAAUCUUUACACAGUGCUAAGGUCAAGUUGGUCUACAAAAUCACUCACUGUGUCUCCAUGUUGCUCUUCAUUUUUCUGCUGGUUUCGCUGAUACUUUUCUACUGGGGGACUUUAAAAAAGAUCAGGCAAGUUCAGCUGUCCACACAGACCAACUCUAAUAACGAUAAGUUUAACAAGUCAAAGCGGAACAUGUUGGUUCUAGUGGUUAUUUUUUGCGUGUGCUUUGUGCCAUAUCAUCUGGUGAGGCUUCCUUACGCAUUCAUCAAACCCCAUUUGAAAGACUCCACAGCCCAGGCAUUUUACAUCUUAAAGGAGCUGAGUGUGUUGCUUUCAGUGCUAAAUGCAUGUUUGGAUCCGCUCAUUUAUUUUAUCUUCUGCAAGGCCUUCAGAGCCCAGCUGAAUCUCAGGAAAAAGACAGAAUCAUCAGCAUCCAAUAAAGAUCAAGGACCGCAAAUGAGCAACAUGUUGAGCAACAUUGAGACCAAAGUAUCCACGUUAAGACACGAAAGUGUCAUUUAGGCUUAAAUUUUUACCCAGUAGACUGCAAUGUCAUGAAAUGUCAUUGAUAAAGUCUAAAUAUAAUCAUAAUCAGAGCAGAAAUGACUGUGUAAAGGAUUUACUGCACCUGCUGAUACCGUAGCAUUAAAUGUCAGCUUGACUGACCAUUUACCUCAACUUUAACUUUGAUAAAACAGGUAUGAGAUUCUAUUCACCUGUUAAAAAACUGGGAUUGUAAACAUAUACAUUUUUUUUAUUUUAAGUUGUAAUAUUGUAAUCACAUUAUGGCAUAGAAAUAUAUGGUAUAUGUAAAACUGUUUCUGUCCUGUUUCUGAACUAAACAAAGCUCUACAUCUCAUAUUCUUAAUUGAUGGACCCUUUCCAUAUAAUCUAUGGAAAUCUAUACAAUCUACCUCUAACUUUUAAACAGUUUUGCUCAGUUGUUUUAUGUAGACCCGUCAAACUAUUUCUUCAUAGCAGCACGACUGCAUGCGGUCAGUUAUUGCUUGAGCAUCACU
This is a messenger RNA of Triplophysa dalaica, 1789 nucleotides long. RefSeq names its product P2Y purinoceptor 14-like. The transcript has 4 exons. NCBI's taxonomy places the organism in Eukaryota, Metazoa, Chordata, Actinopteri, Cypriniformes, Nemacheilidae. Gene Ontology annotation, cellular component: membrane. Gene Ontology annotation, molecular function: G protein-coupled purinergic nucleotide receptor activity. The record is from RefSeq and is a predicted model, not a curated record. The coding region runs from base 204 to 1292 and encodes 362 amino acids. Gene Ontology annotation, biological process: G protein-coupled receptor signaling pathway.